Molecule: messenger RNA, 3306 nt
Organism: Ictalurus punctatus (channel catfish)
Lineage: Eukaryota; Metazoa; Chordata; Actinopteri; Siluriformes; Ictaluridae
Gene: hpca
Product: hippocalcin
Exons: 6
Coding region: 398-979 (193 amino acids)
Molecular function (GO): calcium ion binding
Source: RefSeq, a predicted model, not a curated record
CGUCCAGUAGCAUGUGUUCAGCCGAGCUCCUUCUCCUCUCUCUCAUCUCUCCUCUCCUCUCCUCUUCUCUUCUCCUCUCCUCUCCGGUACAAGCGGCGGGUCCCGGUGGUAACAUGGUGCGAGGAUCAGGGCGGCACUGAGGCACUUCAUAAGGACACCGCGACAAAGAAACAAAACAAACCCAAGCUUUGCACAGAUCAACACGCCGAGGAGGAAUCCAGUCGUAGUCGGACGCGUCCAACAGGCAUCUGCUUGUGACUCAGUUCCUGUUGCAGAACUCAUAGUACUGGACCAAGCAGAUUCACCCUGCUGAUGUGCUCACUAAUGGGGAGUUAUUAGUGGAAAUUGGUCUGACCCCGGGGUUGUGUCAUUGCUGUGCACACACAGACUCGUCACCAUGGGAAAGCAGAACAGCAAGCUCAGGCCGGAGAUGCUACAGGACCUGAGGGAGAACACUGAGUUUUCAGACCAUGAGCUACAGGAGUGGUACAAGGGCUUCCUUAAAGACUGCCCAAGCGGCCACCUGAACGUGGAGGAGUUCAAGAAGAUAUAUGCCAACUUCUUUCCAUACGGUGAUGCCUCCAAGUUUGCGGAGCACGUUUUCCGCACAUUUGACACCAACAAUGAUGGCACCAUCGACUUCCGGGAGUUCAUCAUCGCUCUGAGUGUGACAUCACGGGGAAAGCUGGAUCAGAAGCUGAAAUGGGCGUUCAGCAUGUACGACCUGGAUGGCAAUGGGUACAUCAGUCGUGAUGAGAUGCUCGAGAUUGUACAGGCAAUCUAUAAGAUGGUGUCCUCUGUGAUGAAGAUGCCUGAGGACGAGUCCACACCAGAGAAGAGGACUGAUAAGAUCUUCAGACAAAUGGACUUGAACAAUGAUGGUAAGCUCUCUUUGGAGGAGUUCAUAAAAGGUGCCAAGAGCGAUCCGUCCAUCGUGCGGCUGCUGCAGUGCGACCCCAGCAGUGCCUCACAGUUUUGAGUCCUUUAAGAAACAGCCGCUCUGUGCAUGAAGGUUCUCGUCUUUCAUUGUUAUUUGUGUUCCAGACGGAAGAGUUUUAAGAGAAAAGAAAAAGUACAUCAGUUUUACUUUUAGUUUCUUUGAGAAGGGGCACGCAUACACCCGAAGAACAAAGACAACACCCGCAAAGACGUCUUCUGUCUGCUGCGCUUCGUCUGUCCGUGUCUCUGAGGCCUAUCGAGCGCUCGGCUCACGGUGUUUAGACAUCGUACUCCAGGCUCCUGGUUUUGGGAAAGACCACUCCCUGGAUAUUGUGCAUGCACUCACACUCCUCCCUGCCCUCAGCUCCCUCUCUCAUCCUCACGUCUAGCUAUCCGGUUUGAAUUUUUUUCUCCUUCCUUUUUGUUUUCAUAUAGGUGUGUAUAUAUAUACAUAUAUAUGCAUAUACACAGUAUAUACACUUAUAAAACAUAUUAGGAAGCUAGUGUAGAUGCCAUUUUACUCAGACAGUAUUAUGUAGCUCACGUAAGUAUCCAAAUCCAUAAAAAAAAAAUAAAAAAAAAACCUCCAGUAGACAGUGGACUGAUGGUAGGAUUUGUUUGCUUAUGAAUAUUCAUUUAGUACGAGAAGGUUGUAGAUUCCUUCGUUUCAUUUUGUUUGAUUUUUACUUUGGUUUUGUACAUAUGUACUGUUUCUUCCAAGGUUAUUUAUUUGUUCUUUUUUUCCCCCGCAUGUGGUGUUUUAUCACAUUGUGAAACUUGUUUUCAUCUCUAUGGAAUCAUCACUGUGGUGUAGUCUUCAGGUCUGCAGCAGUAAACCACUGGUGAUCUUACGCUGAAGCAAGAUUGAAUUUAACUGCUGAUCCGAGGUAUGCAAGAGGUCCUUGUGGCGUCAUUAUCAAGGAUUUGCAAAACUCGGAAGAAAUAUUUCAUGACCGUAGUAUUAUAAGAUUCCAUCUGCCGUUCCAUUUGAACCCAGAUCCGAAUCUUUAUCGUUCUGAAGUCGUGAUUUGCGUCCGGGGAAACAUUCCAUGGUGUUCGGAAUCAGACGCAUGUAGCACAUGCGAUUCGAGGCGCUCCGUGUGUAUGUGUGAAUGUGAGCGUGAUGUGCGCAUGAUUUCUGUGCAUGUGUGUGUGCUAACUUUAUAGUAUCACUUCGUGUCGUUAAAUAAGGUAUGUUUUUGAGGUAAUACUGUGUUUUUGAGCCCCAGAUUAAGUGGCAAGUUCCCCUACCUCCUGUACUUAACAGGUCCAAUUUCAUUACUACAUCCAACCUGAAAUUUGAAAAUAUCAAAAAAUCAGUUCCAUAAUCUGACUCACACCUACAGUUAACUAUUCUCAUAAAGUUGAUCCUUUAUAAAGUUGCCAACAGUUUUGUAUUCACGCCGGAUAUUUCAAUUUGCCUAGGCUACUAACUGAGAUACUUUUGUUUUUCCUUCCAAUUUUUUAGCUACCUGCAACUGAUUUUUUUUUAUUGCAAAAUAUAUAUAUAUAUAUAUAUAUAUAUAUAUAUAUAUAUAUAUAUAUAUAAAAAUAAAACACCAAGUACUCCUAAAAUUGUCAUUUUAAAAUGCCAGAAAAGAAUGCGCAAUGAUUUAUGAUCACACCUCACUCUUAAAAAAAUUUGGUAUUUUUUCUUAAUCCAAAAAAAAAAAAAAGAGAAGAGAGGUUAUCACAGUGAGCGCUAGCUCUAAGGGCUUGUUUCCACUCUUGAUUGAAGGGGUGUAUGAAAAUAUCACUGCUUUCAUCUCUCUACUUGGUGUCACAACAACUGAGAGAAAAUUUCAUCUCCCCUCGGCAACGUUUCAAUCCGCCGCCUACGUUUUUGUGUAUGGUGAUGGAGCUUCGGUCGCUCUUGUAUCAUUACACUCCCAGCUUUUUGUCUAACUUUCCAAGACAUUGCUUCCAAAUUUGUACUGAGACUGUACAUGCUUCUGGACCCUUAUUGCAAUUUCUCUUUUAUGUUGCAUGAAAAGUUCAUGUGAAGACAUCAUGAUUGUUCCCUCCUUCUUUACUGAAAUUGAUGACAAAUACAUGUAUGUGUUUAAAACUUUGUCUGGAGGUGAUUUCUAUGAUGCUAAUUGCAUAGAAACAGAAAAGAGUUUGAGCAGUGUUAAUGUUUUCUGAUAGCUGAUUGGUCCAGUUCAUAGGGUUACAUUAUUUUACAGUAUGUGGUGAUGUGUUCUCAUGGGGCUGACAGUUCACACACAUUAAUAAGAAGUUUAUUAAAACUGACAUCAGGAGCAAAAUGUAUUCACCUAAAAUAAAUACUUUAAUCUGUUUAGCAUGUCAAUUUUUUUUUGCACAUUAAAUUUUGAAAAAAAAAAAACAAAAAAAAACACACAACAA